Pneumocystis jirovecii RU7 is the source of this 1281-nucleotide messenger RNA. Its product is annotated as ribose phosphate diphosphokinase subunit PRS1. Gene Ontology annotation, biological process: 5-phosphoribose 1-diphosphate biosynthetic process; ribonucleoside monophosphate biosynthetic process; purine nucleotide biosynthetic process. Gene Ontology annotation, cellular component: cytoplasm; ribose phosphate diphosphokinase complex. Lineage: Eukaryota; Fungi; Ascomycota; Pneumocystomycetes; Pneumocystales; Pneumocystaceae. Gene Ontology annotation, molecular function: magnesium ion binding; ribose phosphate diphosphokinase activity. Bases 1 to 1281 code for a protein of 426 amino acids. The transcript has 10 exons. The record is from RefSeq and is a predicted model, not a curated record.
AUGAGAAGAACAAAGAUUUUUGGGGGGUCAUCCCAUCCUGAACUUGUAGAAGCAAUUACACAUCAUUUAGGGAUUUUACCAGCACCAGUUAGUCUCAAAAAAUUUUCUAAUCAAGAAACAAGAGUAGAAAUAGCAUGUUCUGUACGUAUGGAAGAUGUUUUUAUUAUUCAAUCAGGAAGCAAUACGAUUAAUGACCAUUUGAUGGAGCUUUUGAUUAUGAUUUCUGCAUGCAAAGGGGCUUCUGCAGCUAAAAUUACGGCUGUUAUGCCAUAUUUCCCCUAUUCUAAGCAAAGCAAGAUGAGGAAACACAGAGGAUCUAUUACAGCAAAAAUGAUUGCUAAUCUUUUGACUGUUGCCGGAGUAGAUCAUAUUAUUACAAUGGAUCUCCACGCUUCUCAGAUUCAAGGUUUCUUUACCAAGCCUGUUGACAAUUUAUACGCAGAGCCUAGUAUUGCAAGAUGGAUUACGGAAAAUAUUGACGAUUGGGAGAGUGCAGUUGUUGUAAGCAAAAAUCCGGAUGGAGCAAAGAGGGUAACGAGUUUGGCAGAUGCUUUGAAUAUUAAUUUUGCUCUUAUUCAUACAGACAAAAAAAGAAAGACAUUCAAAGGAUCGUAUUCAUAUAUAAGCGUGAAUUCUUAUUCGCCUAUUACAUCUAAUCAUGAAAGCAUUGAUGAUAGUAAUAUAAAACCACAAUCAAGUAGAAGUAUUUGUUCAAAUAUUCGUACUGCAAGAUUGAUAUCAGGACAUGUUGUAGAUGAUGAUUAUCCAUCUUCUAUGUCUCCAUGUGGAAACUUGACAGAUGCUGCACAUGGUUCAGACAAUCUUUUUUUUCCUACGUUUUCUUUUUAUCCAAAUAAUGCGUCUGUUGAUACAUCAAUUAUUGCUCCUUCUGACGAAGAAGAACAUAUGAAUUCGAAUGAAGAAAGAAUGAUUACAUUAGUAGGAGAUGUUGAAAAUAAAACAGCAUUAAUUCUCGAUGAUAUGAUAGAGACUCCGGGAAGUUUUGUAGCUGCUGCAGAGCAUUUAAUUAAAAAUUGUGGAGCAAAAAGAGUUUUUGUACUUGCUACUCACGGAAUUUUACAAGAAGGUUGUUUAGAGCAAAUAGAGGAAUGUAGUUGUAUUGAUAAGGUUAUUAUUACAAAUACAUAUCCUGUUAGUAAAGAAAAAAGACAGAUAUCUACAAAGUUGGUUAUAAUUGAUAUUAGCAGAGUUUUUGGAGAAGCUAUCAGAAGGGUACAUAAUGGGGAAAGUAUUAGUUAUUUGUUUGAAAGAACAUUAUAA